CAAAACUCAUCUCAAAUGUCAGGCAACAACUCUAUAGCAUUUGUAUUAUUUGUCAUUAUAAUUAGUAAAAAAUUGAUAAUAUGCACGAAACGAUAGGAAGCGGUUAAGAGAUUUUGCAAAUCUAGGGGGGCAAUAAGUAUGUUCUACGUACAUUAUUAUGGCCAUCCACGUACACAUCCCACUACUUCACUGAACGAAAUUUGUCAGUUGGACUGGAAAAGGGCCCUUUAUCCCCGAUUCUCUCUUCAGUUUCCUUUCAAGUUUCAAGAUCUUACUUAUUUAGCCAAAGCAUUAGUAAAUACACUGUAGCUAGAUUACAAACUCCCUUCAAUUUGAAGACUUUUCUCUCUCUGUCUUACUUCCACCGGUCCAUCAGUUAUGCCCAAAUUGAAAGCUCAUUCCAAGAAACCAUCUUUCUGUGUAGAUGGCCGUUCUUUCUUCAUGUCCAUUGGAGGCGCCUUAUUAACUCUCUAUGCUCUUUGGUCGACGGCGAAAUUUUCUUGGCCGGACAUUUCAAUCUCUACCAUCUUCUCAAAUUUCACCUCCAACAGCUGUGAUUUCCCACCCCAGCCCUUAAAUUUAACCCGGGACCCUAAGAAAUUAACAUUCUAUGACGACCCAGAGCUCAGCUACACUCUGGAUAAGCCCGUCAAUUACUGGGACGAAAAGAGGAAAGCAUGGCUAAAACUCCAUCCCUCCUUCGCAUACGGGUCGGAACAUCGAAUCCUCCUCCUCUCCGGGUCACACCCCUCACCUUGCAAGAGUCCGAUUGGCGAUCAUUUGCAGUUGAGGAGUUUCAAGAACAAGGCCGACUACGGUAGAAUCCAUGGGUAUGAUAUCUUCUACGGCACCGCUUGUUUUCACCCCAAAUUGUGCAAUACUUGGGCUAAAGUAGCUCUGAUUCGGGCCGCCAUGGUGGCCCACCCGGAAGCGGAGUGGAUCUGGUGGAUGGAUCCCGAUGUUGUCAUCACCGACAUGAGUUUUAAGGUACCCUUGCAGAGGUACAAGCAGCACAACCUUGUGGUUCCGGGUUGGCCUAAUUUGAUUUACGAAAAGAGGAGUCGGGUUGCUGUGAAUACGGGUAGUUUUCUAAUCAGGAAUUGCCAGUGGUCGAUGGAUUUCUUGGAUGCUUGGUCAAACAUGAGUCCUCGUAGCCCUGAUUAUAACCUGUGGAGUGAAACUCUAACUUCUACACUUUCGGAUAAGAAAUCCCCUGAAGCAGAUGAACAGUCUGCGUUAGUGUAUUUACUGUUGAGGGAGAAAAAGAAAUGGGGGCACAUGAUUUAUUUGGAGAAUCAGUACUCAUUGCACGGUUAUUGGGUUCAAAUAAUCGGAAGGCUUCAUGGGAUUGAGGGGAAGUAUGUUGAGGUAGAGAAAAGGGUGAAGAAAUUAAGGCGGAGACAUGCUGAAGUGGUGAGUGAGAGCCUAGAUGAGGUUUGGGAGGAGAAUUUGAAAGACGCCGGAGACGGUAGAAGUGGGUGGAGACGGCCGUUUAUCACUCAUUUCACGGGGUGUGAGCCGUGCUCCGGCCGCCAUGAUCCGUCGUACGGGGGGAAUUCGUGCUGGCUUGGUAUGGAGAAUGCUCUGAAUUUCGCUGAUAAUCAAGUGCUUCGUCGGUUUGGGUUUGUGCAUCCUGAAUCAAGGAAUGGUUCGUUGGUGUAUCCAACACCGUUUGAUUUUCCAGUUAAUGAUGAUAACGAAGAAGGGUUAGUAUGAUGGAUGAAUGAAUCAAGCCAUCAAGAGUAUUAUGCCAUCCAUUUACAUUUACAAUGUCCUGUAUCUAUGACAUCAGGAGUACUAACAAAUGGAGGUUAUAUAAAAUUAUCAAAAUUCUACCAUUUUUCGUGUCAAUUACGCCAUGCUCCAACUUCAAAUUACUUUCUGAAUCAACUUUUUAUAGCUGGAAAUUGAUAUACUGAAAGCUAGCUGAAGACAUGUAUUUUUUUUUUUUUUUGGUGUCAAAAAAAUGAUGCAUGUACCACUGUGCAUCUAAUUGAAACGAUAAAGUGGUGGUAAUUAUUACAUUUUCUGAA
This is a messenger RNA of Oldenlandia corymbosa var. corymbosa, 2033 nucleotides long. NCBI's taxonomy places the organism in Eukaryota, Viridiplantae, Streptophyta, Magnoliopsida, Gentianales, Rubiaceae. The record is from the annotation of a GenBank genome assembly.